AUGACACCAUUACUUCAUCAGAAAAAACCUGUAAUUUUUUAUUUACAUGAAAUCUUUCAAAAACUUAACGAUCUCAAUAUUUCUUUACAAAGGCAAAGCAUCAACAUUGUACGAGCCAGACACUUGAUAAGGGCGUUUGUGAAUAAACUCGUUCUUUGGAAACUUCAAAUUGAAGAUCAUAACUUUCAGCAGUUCGCGAACUUAAAAGCUGUUGUGGUAGAUAACGACUUGCACAAAUAUAUAAUCAGGCAUCUAUCUUUCCUUCACGAAAACUUUAAUAUUCGUUUUGAAGAUCUUUUGGCUUUAAAUAUCCCAAUUUUUGUGGGCUCUCUUCACACAAUGACGAUGAACGAUAUACUUAUUCAACCAGAAUGCGUUCAGAUGGCGCUAUGUGAGGCGACGGUAAAUGAUAAUCUGCGCAAAUCGUCUGAAAACAACUGA
Molecule: messenger RNA, 441 nt
Organism: Octopus bimaculoides (California two-spot octopus)
Lineage: Eukaryota; Metazoa; Mollusca; Cephalopoda; Octopoda; Octopodidae
Product: protein ZBED8-like
Source: RefSeq, a predicted model, not a curated record